CCCGCGACUCGCUCUGCAGAGAAGCACCUCGUCCAGGCCGCCCCUCGAUCAUGGCCACAGAGCCGUCGUCGCACCUCGACUCGUCGUCGACCGCCGCCAGCGCACCUUACCCGCACCCUCCUCACUCGCACAACUCGCACGAGGCGUACGACAACACGUCGUUCGCCGCCAGCACCUCGUCGACUCCGUCCGCCAUCACGUACCCGCCCUACCUCGGCGGCAGCUACCCGACCUUCGCGGCGUACCCGCCAAUCCCGUACUCGACCACCAACCUCGCCCCGUCGACCGACGCUCACUCGACCCGACCCGCCAUGUCGACAUCGUCGACCUCGGCCGCACCCGCCGUCUUCCCCGGCAUCGGCCGCAUCCGGUGCUACUGGACCAUCCUCACGCCUCAGCUCGAAUACGUCUACCUCGACCCGACGCUCGCGUACCACAUGGGCGAGUGGAGCAACGCGUUCCGCGGCAGCAACGUCCUCGACUGGGUCCACCCGGACGAGCGCGAGCAGCUCGCCGACGACCUGCUCCCCAAGGAGGACCGCGUCGCCGGCGUCGAGAGCGCCGGCGUCUUCGGUAGCGUCACUCG
Rhodotorula graminis WP1 is the source of this 586-nucleotide messenger RNA. RefSeq lists its product as uncharacterized. Lineage: Eukaryota; Fungi; Basidiomycota; Microbotryomycetes; Sporidiobolales; Sporidiobolaceae. The annotation marks the transcript as partial. The transcript is spliced from 2 exons. The record is from RefSeq and is a predicted model, not a curated record.